CCGCUUCCUUCGCGACCGUCGUUGGGGGAGCGGGAUGCUUCGGCCGCCCGGCCGCUUCCGGUUUGUCCGUGAACGCGUUUCCAGCCCAGCGGCCAGAGGAUGUGUCCUCAGUCGGACGGACCAGAAGGAUGUCUCUGUGCCUGAGGUUCACUUAACCAGGGAGCUUCAGGAUGGUUCAUGCUAAGAGCUGGACCCUGAAGAAGCACUUUGAAGGCUACCCUACUAAUAGUAACUUUGAAUUGAAGACAGUCGAACUCCCACCCUUAAAAAAUGGAGAGGUCCUGCUGGAAGCUUUGUUCUUCACCGUGGAUCCUUACAUGAGAAUUAUGGCAAAAAGUUUGAAGGAGGGUGAUGCAAUGAUGGGAGAGCAAGUGGCCAGGGUUGUGGAAAGUAAAAAUUCAGCCUUCCCAAUGGGAACUAUCGUAGUGGCUCCUUUGGGCUGGACAACUCACUCCAUUUCUGAUGGGGAAAACCUGGAAAAGCUGCUUGCAGAGUGGCCGGACACAUUACCACUGUCUUUGGCUCUGGGAACAAUCGGCAUGCCCGGCCUAACAGCCUAUUUUGGCCUGCUUGAAAUCUGUGGUGUGAAGGGUGGAGAAACAGUGCUGGUUAACGCGGCAGCAGGAGCAGUGGGCUCUGUUGUGGGGCAGAUUGCUAAGCUCAAGGGCUGCAAAGUUGUUGGAUCAGCAGGGUCUGAAGAAAAGGUUGCCCACCUUCAAAAGUAUGGAUUUGAUGUUGCCUUUAACUACAAAACAGUAGAGUCUUUGGAAGAAGUGUUGCGGAAAGCCUCUCCUGAGGGUUAUGAUUGUUAUUUUGAUAAUGUGGGUGGAGAGUUUUCCAAUGUUGUCAUCCCCCAGAUGAAGAAAUUUGGAAGAAUUGCUAUAUGUGGGGCCAUCUCUACAUAUAAUAGAACCGGCCCACCUCCCCCAGGCCCACCUGCGGAGCCCAUCAUCUUUAAAGAGCUCUGCUUACAAGGCUUCGUCGUCUACAGAUGGAAAGGAGAAGUCCGCCAGAAGGCUCUGAAAGACUUGCUGACCUGGGUCUCAGAGGGCAAAAUUCAUUACCAUGAACACAUCACCGAAGGAUUUGAAAACAUGCCAGCUGCAUUUAUAGGAAUGCUGAAAGGAGAGAAUCUGGGGAAAGCAAUAGUGAAAGCAUGAACAAAAAUGACAUGGAGUUUAGAAGUCAUUUGCAUGAUUACUUAGUUUCUUUUUAAUCACUUAGUAAAAUUUAUACUAACUUCAUGAAAGCAUGAACAAAAAUGACACAUGGAAUCUAGAAAUCAUUUGGAUGAUUACUUAGUUUCUUUUUAAUCAUUUAGUAAAAUGUGUACUGUCUUCAUGAUCUAAAAAACAGUAAUUGUAGUGUGUUUGAUCUACCUAAUAAAAUACAUUUAAGUG
This is a messenger RNA of Hippopotamus amphibius kiboko, 1400 nucleotides long. RefSeq names its product prostaglandin reductase 1 (gene PTGR1). Gene Ontology annotation, molecular function: 15-oxoprostaglandin 13-reductase [NAD(P)+] activity; 2-alkenal reductase [NAD(P)H] activity. The record is from RefSeq and is a predicted model, not a curated record. The transcript has 10 exons. Gene Ontology annotation, biological process: prostaglandin metabolic process. Lineage: Eukaryota; Metazoa; Chordata; Mammalia; Artiodactyla; Hippopotamidae. The coding region runs from base 171 to 1160 and encodes 329 amino acids. Gene Ontology annotation, cellular component: cytoplasm.